CCGGCGCCCCGCGGCGCCCCAUGGCCUCUCGCGACAGGGAUGCCAUUUCCUGGUACCAGAAGAAGAUCGGGGCCUACGACCAGCAGAUAUGGGAGAAGUCCAUCGAGCAGACCGAGAUGAAGGGCUUCAAAAACAAGCCUAAGAAGAAGGGUCACAUUCAGCCUGAUCUGAUCGACGUGGAUUUAAUCAGAGGCUCUACAUUUGCCAAAGCAAAGCCUGAAAUUCCCUGGACAUCGCUCACUCGGAAGGGAAUUGUGAGAGUUGUAUUUUUUCCAUUAUUCAGCCAGUGGUGGAUACAGGUUACUUCCCAGCGUAUUUUUAUGUGGCUCCUGGUGCUCUAUGUUAUGCAAGUCAUAGCAGUUGUGUUGUAUUUCAUGAUGCCUGUUGUGAAUGCGAGUGAAGUCAUGGGACCGAUGUGCCUUAUGUUGCUGAUGGGAACCGUUCACUGUCAGAUAGUGUCCACCCAGAUCAACAAACCUUCAGGAAACAACGGACUCAGCAGGCGGAGGAGGAAGUUACGCAAAUCUGUGGGUGUCGAUGGGAACAGUUGGUCUUCUCCUGACAAAAACAGUAAAGAAGAGCAGUCUGAAUCUGCAUCCAUUCUUAACAAUUUAUUUAGUAUGCUUUUCCGAAGGAGGAUUAGAAGAGUCAAGUUGGUAGCUGAGAAAGGAACUGAGACAGAAAAUGGUGUGAAUGCUGUGAAUAAUGGCAUUAAACACAGACAUGCCAGAUCUGAAUACAGGCUGUUGCACUUCAAAGAGAAAAAUAAACUUUCCGAUGGGGAAAAGAGCCAUCAGGAUGACUGCACCAACAGAGGUGGCGUUUCUGAUGAGCUUUCGAGCGAGGAGGAUGCUGAAGCAGUGGCACAAAGGAUCUUGUUACGCCAGAAUGUAGAAGGGGCUUCCAGUGACAAUAGCUAUGAAGAGAAGAAAGAGAGGCCUCUUGUUUCUCUGAACCAGGCUGUCUCGCAGGUCAAGCAAGCCCUGAAAGGUGCCAGAGACUCUGAUAGUGUUGUGGAAUCCGAACUAGAAUCCGCAUUAUAUAGUCAGGACUCGAGGUCCUGCCUUAGUGUGGGAUCCCGGAGCUGUAGCGUGACCCGGAGAGACUCAGAAAGUACUCGCCAUGACUCUGAGACAGAAGACAUGCUUUGGGAUGAUCUGCUUCACGGGCCAGAGUGUCGCUCGUCCUGCACCAGCGACAGCGAGGAAAUGAUUGUGAGAGGUACCAGGCGGGAUUUGAAGGAAGAUGUUUUCCAGCAGAACCAUUUGUUUUGGCUGCAGAAUACAAGUCCAGCAUCUGCAAAAGUGAGUGCACUGAUCUGGGAAGGGAAUGACUGCAAGAAGGUGGACAUGUCUGUGCUGGAGAUCAGUGGGAUUAUCAUGAGCAGGGUUAAUGCCUACCAGCAAGGAGUGGGGUAUCAAAUGCUGGGAAACAUCAUCACCAUUGGAUUAGCAUUCCUACCAUUCCUUUACAGACUCUUCCGCACAGAUAACCUGGAGCAGCUGUGCUCCAUUUCUCUAAAGGAGCUUUUGCACAUCUUUUGCGGAGCACCUGCUAGCACCCCUGUCAUUGUUUUGUCUGCGAUCAACUUCCUUGAAAGACUUUGCUUAACCUGGAUGUUUUUCUUCAUGAUGUGUGUUGCUGAGAGAACAUACAAGCAGAGGUUUUUGUUUGCCAAGCUUUUUAGUCACAUUACAUCUGCUCGGAAAGCCAGGAAAUACGAAAUUCCUCACUUUAGACUCAAGAAGGUAGAAAACAUUAAGAUCUGGUUAUCGCUUCGCUCCUAUCUAAAGAGGCGAGGCCCCCAGCGAUCUGUGGAUGUCGUCGUAUCGUCAAUCUUUUUACUGGCUCUUUCAAUUGCUUUUAUAUGCUGUGCCCAGGUUCUUAAGGGUCACAAAACAUUUCUGAAUGCAGCUUACAACUGGGAGUUCCUAAUCUGGGAGGCAGCACUUCUUCUCUUUUUACUACGUUUGGCAUCUUUGGGCUCUGAAACCAACAAGAAAUACAGUAAUAUUUCAAUCUUGCUCACUGAGCAGAUAAACUUAUACCUAAAGAUGGAGAAGAAGCCAAACAAGAAAGAACAGCUGUCUCUAGUAAACAAUGUUUUGAAACUAUCUACAAAGCUACUAAAGGAAUUAGAUACUCCAUUUAGGCUGUAUGGGCUGACCAUGAAUCCACUGAUCUACAAUAUAACGCGUGUUGUAAUACUCUCUGCUGUCUCAGGUGUUAUAAGUGAUCUUCUAGGAUUCAAUAUCAGAUUAUGGAAAAUUAAACCCUGAACUGACCAAACAGCAGCACUCAGCCCUCUUCACCAGAAAGACAGACCAGAGAAGAUAACCAAUAGCCUGGGCAAAAAGCAGAGGGGCUCGCAAACUACGGAAAUCUGCAAUUACGAUUUUUUAAACAGAUUCUCAGCGUACGUAUCAAGUUCUCCCUCUGCUUUACUGCUCUACAACAUACAGAAUAAACUGGUCUAAUGAGUGAAGUCAUCCCAUGGCACGCACACAGCAAAACAGAAUUAACGGGGCCAAAUACUAGUAGCUGGCACUGAAACUAGCAGGAACUGUGUGCAGACAGAGUGGGGCAUCAAACACUACAAGCCAUGCGAGAGCUGCUACUGGAGGGACACCGAUGAUUGCUACAGGUGCCUUGUUUCUGUAAACUCGUCCUGUGCAUGUGACAAGCGAAGUCAGCCCUCCUGUUUCAGUUACCCUCGUCCUUUUUCAGAGAGCUGACAUUUUGCAGUUUGUGCAUCCUGCGUCAGAGCUCUGCUCAGACUGAUGAUACUUAGAGGCAUUUAUCUGAAUGUGCUGAAGAGUAUUUCUCUUCUUAAAAGCUCAGUGUGCUGGGGGCUUUGCCUCUUUAUCCUGAACUGCUGCAGGACGCAGUGACGUUCGGUCUGCGCAAGAUGAAUUCUGCCUCCAUGUUGACAGUGAAGCAAUAUAACAGAUUCCUGCUGGUUGGCUCAUGUUGGGUCUUCUGCAAAGAAGUGAUGAUCAUUUUUUGAAAACAUUGCUACGUGAGAACCACCUUACAACACACACUGCAAGUAAAGCAUUUAUCAACUACAGAGUAUUUUGCUAUGUUUGUUCCCUGGAACACCUCAGUAAUGCUUAGCCCGGGCUCUGUCCCCAGGGCAGCCUGGCGUGUCUUUUCCUGACGCCCAGCUUUGCUCAGUGGCGUGAGGAGCUGUCGCAGCUCCGCACUGCCAUCGUGCCUCACACUGGAAUACCUGAGGAAGAAAUCCAGUGAGAAUCAGUUCAGUGGAAGAGAUGUGGCAAAGACUUCCUCACCCAAAAGCAGAUUAAUGUUUAGAAAGGGCAUAGGAGAGAAACAAAAUGUUUUAAAGACAUCUGUUAAACUUACAUUUUCCUUAACCGACUCUGCUAUCUUCUAUUUGUUAGUAAUGAAAAAAGCAAAAAGCGAGGAACCUUUCCUGGCUUCAUUCUUUCACAGAAGGGGUAAGAUGGCAGAAGAAUUUUUGGUAGUAAAUUGUUUACAGCUAUUUUCUGUACAAGGAGAAGUUGUAAGAUGUAAAAGGAGAUGACAAUUUUAUAUAUCAAAAUGUAGAAAUAAACCUACAGUAUAAGUAUUUCAUCAUUAACAACUGUUUCUACAUGACUUGAUGAUUUUUACAAUACCUUUGUUGAGCAUUUGUUAUUUGAAGAGGGAGUCAAGGAAACUUCCAAUAAUAAACUGCCUUUGUUUUC
Messenger RNA from Gymnogyps californianus (California condor), 3710 nucleotides. RefSeq names its product putative homeodomain transcription factor 1 (gene PHTF1). The record is from RefSeq and is a predicted model, not a curated record. The transcript has 18 exons. Bases 21 to 2279 code for a protein of 752 amino acids. Lineage: Eukaryota; Metazoa; Chordata; Aves; Accipitriformes; Cathartidae. Gene Ontology annotation, cellular component: endoplasmic reticulum.